UUCUGGUUUAAAAUUAAAUAGUUCAAUCUCAGAAAAUGAUACUGAUAUAGAAUCAACUGUAAUAACUGAUAAAAAAUCUGAUAAUGAAUCAUCUACUUUAAUCAAUAACAAUAAUAAUAAUGAAAAUUCUAUUAAAACUUCCCCAUCAUCCAACAACUUAAUUAAUAUUGGAAAUAUUAAUAAAACUACUCCUGUAACUGAAAAUAAUAAAAAUAUUCUAUCCACUAGAAAAAAAUCAGAUAAAAUGAAUAAAAAAUUUAUUAAUGCAGUGGAAAAUGCAAAAAAUUCGCAAAAAAUAAUUUCGAAAAAUUUAGUUUCUCCACCAUCAACAACAAUAAGCAGUAAUAAUGUUGAAAGUACUUAUUCAAAUUUAAAUACAAAUUCAAAUGAUAAUUUAUCAUCUUUAGCACAAUCUAUAAUAACAUCUGCAGCACCUACUACAACGAUAUCUAAAACUAUAUCUGAAACUACUCUUAAUACUACGGAUACCAAUUUAAGCAAAAUAAUUAAAGAAGUUAUUAUACCUGAUUCUAUAUUAUAUAAAGAAGAAUCGAAUUCAAAAACAUUUUCGCCUCAUGAUUACAAUGAUGGAAUCAUUCAAUAUAAUACUAAACAUAUGAAAUAUGAGAAUAAUGAACAAAAGAAUCAAAUAAAAAAUGAUAAUAAUACAUUUUAUGAAUAUUAUGAUAUUACUUCAUCAUCAUCAUUAUCAACGAUGCCAUCGUUUCCACCACCUAACACAUUACGAAUAGAAUCAGAAACAACUGAAACUAAAUUAUAUGAAAGGGAAAAUGAUAACAGCUGUAAUAAUUUACCACCAUCAAAACCGAGACGUGAUAUUAUCGCUAUGCCAACAAUAACACCAACAGCCGCACUAUCAAAGCAUUUUCAAAAUAUUCAAGAUUCAAAACAAGAAAUGGAUAUUCAACCUUCUAGUAGUAAAACUGAUGAAUUACUAUUAUUGAAUAAUACAAAAAAUAUUAAUAAAACUGUUAAAACACCAUCAAUAAAACAUAAUAAAGAAUUUAAUACAAAUGAAAAUUCAUAUUUAAAAAAUGAUGAAUUCAUUGAAAAUAGAAAAUCAUUGAAAAAUAUGAACACUAUUCAAACAGAUGAUUUCAAUAAUAAUGAAUCAAUAACAGACGUAAUAAAUACAGAAGAGGAUUUCGAUGCAACAAGAAUGACACCAGAUAUCCCUAUAAUGUUAAUAUCUGAAAUAUCUUUAAUACCAUUAUUAACACCUAUUAUAAGUACAGCUACACUCAAUACUUCAAUAUCUUCUCAACAGUUUGCUAGUCAAAAUGCUGGUGAUGAUGAUGAUGAUUAUAAUGUAAAUAAUGAAAUGGAAAUAGAAUUACCGAAACCACCUUUAGAAAUAUUAUAUAAUUUACCAAAGGAUAAAUUUUCAGAUAUUGAAGACGAGUCUAUAACAAUAACUAGUUCAAGUAUUAAUAAAUACAAUACAGAAGAAUAUAGAGAUGCUAAUGAGAAAGCCAAAUAUAAAAUUUCAGAAAAUAAUUCAACAAAUUUAAAUGAUGAAAAUAAAAUAUCACCCGCUAUUGAUAUUAUUCAUAACAAACCAACACAUAAUUUUAAAUUACCUAGCGAUUUUCUACCAAUAUAUUUGCGUGAAAGUACGAAUUUAAUGGAAACUGUACGGGCAGUUCGGGCUUCUUCCUUUCCAAAAGAAAUAAAAAAUUUAUCAACAAAAACACAACUACAAGAUAACGAGAAAUUUUUAUCGCCUGAUCAAAUCAAUAACAAAUACAACAAUGAAGAUUUCGGACAACAAUCUCAAUCAGAUUUUCAUGAAAAUUUUAUUAUAUCAGAUGAACAAAUUUCAUCAUCAUUACCAUCAACAUUUGAAAAAUCAAAUAAAUAUAAUUCUAUUUAUAAUAAUGAAGUAACCGCAUCGAAUAUAAGAACAACAUUAUCAUCAAAUGGAAUAAAAGAAUCUCUCAUAUAUACUAAAAUACAAGGACCGACAUCAAUUACAGUUGACCAACCAAUACUACCAACAUCAAUGAAUAAAACAUUGUGUAAUAAAAUGAAUGAAAAUGUUAUUUGUGAUAGUAAAAAUAAAAUUUUCAAUAUAAAUAAUGAAAUAGUCUUAAAAACUGAUGAUGAAACUGAUAAAAUAAAUAAUAUAAAAUGUAUUCCUAAAUAUCAAUCAAAUAUAGAAAACAACAACAAUCAAGAAUAUGCUAAAAAAGAUAUUAUAAAUGAUGAUAUAAUUGAUGAAAAUUCCAAAAUUUAUUCAUUAAAUGAAAGCACUUCAUCAACUCUACAUGAAUCAAUAGGAAUAAAAGAAACACAUGACGCAAAUAAAAGUGAUUUUUCAAAAUGCCCAAUUAUUGUCACCAGGAAACCUAAUAAAAAUUUUAAAAGUAAUGAAAAUUCAAAUAUUGUUAAGUUAAUUACUGAUUCCAAUUUAAAGACUACAACAAUUAAUAAUACAUUAACAAAUUCAGAGAUUUUAACAAAAGAAUCAAAAUGCCUGACUACAUCCGAUAAAAAUAGCAACAAUGGAAAAAUCGGUGACAAUUCAAAUAAUGCAUGUGAAAUAAAUCAAUAUCAAAAAUUACCUACAUCAUUAUAUUCAGUAAAAUUUCAACAAUUAUCAUCAUCACCAAUAGUAUGUUCAUCAAACCGAGAAUCGGAAAUAAUAGAAGUACCAACAAAGAUAAAAUAUUCUUCUUCAUCUAAAAAUUUAAAUGAAAUUAUUACAUCAGAUCGACGACAAAUUAAUAAUAUCCCAAUCCCAAAUGAUUCAAAAAAUUUAAUUUCACAAAUUACAUUACCCAUGUUAACGCCGUCGUCAUUGUCAUUGUCAUAUUCAUCGCCACCAUCAUCAACGGAAACAUCAAUACCAAUUUUUGAAAAUAUAAAAUCAAAAGAAAUGCUGUUAUCGACGUCAACACAGCCACCAAAUAUUUUAUUACAAGGAACAAGGGUUCAACGUAAAGUUGUAACUUUUAAUAAUACAAAUUGUAAUACUAAUAAUGAUAAAAUAAAUUCGAAAAUGUUAAAUAAAGUUAAUUUUAUAAAAAUUGAAAAAGAUGAUGAUGAUAAAACAUUAUGCAUACCAACAUCAUUAUCAAUAUCGCAAGAGAAUAAUAAAAUAAAUUCUAAAGUAAAAGUUAUGGAACCGUCAUCAAAUAUGAAACACUCAAAAAUAAUGGACAUUGACUCUUCUAUUUAUACAACUGCAACAAUAUGUUCGCCUUCCUCUUCUUCUAUAUUUUCUUCUUCUUCUGCUACUGCCGCUGCUGCUGCUACCACAAAUCAACAAUCUCAUGAAAAUUUAGAAUUUUAUGAGCACAAGAAAUUACGUGAUGAAAAUUUAGUACAAUCUGCUUCAUCAUUAUCAACAUCAUCAUCAUCAUCAUCUACUUCUACUUCUUCUUAUUUAACUUCUACAAUAACAAAUGAUGAAAUUCAAAAUCAAGAAUCAAAUAUGAUUUUAAAUACGAAAAAGCAAAAACUUUUACAAGAGAUUCGUGAGCGAAACUACAAAAGUAAUUCUAUUACUAAUCACGAAAACAACAACAAAAAAUGUCAAAAUAAUACAAAGAAUUAUGAUAGUACUAAUACAAUUUCUUUUCCAAAAGAAAAUAUUUUAACUAAGGAAUAUGAUACAAGUCAUCAUUACCAACAUCAUCAUCGUAAUGAAAAUGAAGAUGAUAAUGAUAAUGAUAAAAUAAUCAUAUCAAAAUAUUCUGAAAAUGAAUUUAAUAAAAAUGAAAAUAAAAGUUUUAAAACUAAAAUUGUAGAUUCAACUAAAAAGGAUCAAGUUGAUAACACAAUACCCACAAGAAAGUUAUUUGAUAAUAAUAAAUUUGACAUAAGAAAUAAAAAUUAUAUUACAUACACUGAUGGUGAAUAUAUUUAUGUACCGAAAAAAGUUCCCAAAAAUUAUAUUGAAAUGGAUGAACAUAUUAGAGAAAUUAGUGAAUGUCAAAAUAUGACAGACAAUAAUGAAAAAACUUCUACUAUUGAAUAUAAUAAUAAUAAUAAUGACAAUAAUAUUAAUGAAAUUUCUAAAUUAUCACCAAAAAAAUCUUAUGUUAGAUCAAAAUCAGUACCAGAAGUUAUAUAUUCUCAAAAUGAUGACAUUGAAUCUAAAAAUAUUACAAAUUAUAAUAGUAUAUCAGCAGAUACAGAUUAUAAAUAUGAAAUUAUUGAAAAAUCAAUAGCUGAAGAUUUAAGGCGUAUUGAUGAAUUUAUUGAAACAUCAUUAUUAAAAUCAUCAUUAUCAUAUGAUGAUUAUUACAAUAAAUAUAUAACAAAAUCAUUAAAAACACCACCUAUACCACCACCAAGACGUCAUAGCAUAAAAUAUGAUACUAAUUAUAGUAGUAGUGAUAGUAAUAUUAAUAUAAAAAAUAAUAAAAUUUCUACAUUACCAAAUGCAAAUACAAUUUUAGUGCUUGAAACUCCUUUACCAAUUAUCAAACAAAUGUUUUUAACAACUAAUUCAGCUCUAAGAUCAAGAAGUAUAUCACCGAUAACAUUAACAACAUCAACACCAACAACAUUAGCAUUAACAGCAAAGUCAUUAGAUUAUGAAGAUAACAAAAAUUUUAUUACCUCUUCUAAUAUUUCUUCCAUUUAUUCAUCAUCUAUUUUAACAACAUCUACCACUUCUACUACUUCUUGUAAUAUUAAAUCUACUACUACUCAUCCAAUAUCUUCAACGAAUAAUAAUUUUCUAAAAAAUCUUGAAGAAAUUUAUGACCUCAAUAUUGAUAAAAAUAAGAAUAAUAAUGGAAAAACAUCAACAACAAUAAUCCCCUUACAAUGUUCUAUAUUAAAAUCUAAAGAUGUAGAAAAAAAUAUUCAUCCAACAAAUAUUAUGAGUACUGAAUCUUCUUUACUUAAUUCUUCUAUUUCUGCUAUUUCUUCUACUUCUCCACCACUUAGUACAUGUGAAAAAUUUAAUAAUACCAAUGCUUUUAAUAUCAAUAAUAAUGAUAUUGAUAACCUUAAUAUAAAUAAGAAAGAAAAAAAUAUAAUGAAUGAAAAAGAAAAUAUUGAUAAUAAUGGCUUAAAUGAGAUAAAAGAUAUUACCAGUAAUUCUUUAGUAUGUAAAGAUAACCUAAUAGAUUAUAAAGAACAACAACAGCAACAACAACAGCAAUAUAAUAUUAAAAAUACUUCAGAUUUAAUUUCACCACUACCAUCAUUUUCUAUAUCAUUAACACCCACCAAAAAUAUAAUAAUAUCAUUGUUAUCAUCAUCUACUUCUACCUCAUCAUCUACUUCUUCUUCCAUUUUUACUACUUCUACUAAUUACAAUAAUAAAACCGGUUAUAGUGUAAUAGUUAAUCAAAUGGAAAAUAUGCCAGUGGUUGAAAAUGUAUUAAUCGAUUUGGAUAAUAUAUCCAGGGAAUUGGAUAAUAGCUUUAAUAAUAAUAUUAAUAAUAAUGAUAAUAAUAAUAGUAAUGAUGAUAUUAAUAAUCAAAUAACUAAAAAUAUUAUAAUUCCUUCUAAUAAUAACAAAUGUGAAAGUAUUGAAUUUCAUUCUAAUUUACUAUAUAAAAAUAAAAUGGAAAAGGAGACAAAAGAUAUUGAAAUAUUCAAGGAAAAUCCAUUACAAUCAACAAUAUAUUCUAAUUAUAAGGAUAUGGAUAACAAAUUACUUGGUUUACAGUAUAAUAAACAUGAUAUAAAAUCAUUUAACGUAAAUAAUUUAGAGUAUAAAACAGAUUGUGAUAAAUCAGAUUCACAAUUACAAGAAUCAUAUUAUAAAUCCCAAAUGGAUAAUUCUAUCUUAGGAAAGUAUAUAUUACCAACGGUAACACAAACAACAGAAUCAUCACAAACAACGUCAUCAACAAUUGGAAUUGAAGAAAUUAAUUCGAAAAAUAAUAUUGAAAAAAAUCUGAAGGAAAAUCAAAAUUUAUUAGAUGAUAAUGAAAAUAAUUUCAUUUAUGAUGAUAAUGAAUAUAGUUUAACUAAAUCAAAUUAUGGAUUAAAUAAAAUUUCUCAAAUGUAUGGGAAAAUUAGUGAUCCUGAUGGUACCGAUGAUUAUGAUUUAUAUAAAAUUGUUGAAAGUAAAAAUAUUUUAUAUGAUUAUAUAAUAACAAAACAAAAUCAAGAGGAUCUUUUAAAAAGAGCUGAAGCUAUAAUUAAAUUAGAUGAAAAUGACUCUUCUAAAGAUGGAAUUGAAACCGGUGAAAUCCCGGCAAUAAGUGAUAUUGAAAAUAAAAAUAGAGAAAUAUCACAACCUGAAAAUCUUAAUUCAGAAAAAAUGGAAAAUCAUCAACAUCAAAAUAAAAUCAAAAAGCCAAAUCAACAGAAGGUGGUAAAGCAACAAAAAGAGAAAAUAAUACAAGAUACAACAAUACAAAAAAACCAACAUAAACUUAAUUUAGUUGAAUCAACAAAUUCUAAUGAAUUAACAUUUAGUGAUUAUCUUACUGGUACUACUACUACUGUUACUGAUAGUGAUAAAAAUAUAAAUGAAAAUGUUAUAGCUAAUUCUAAAGAAAUAACAAAGACAUCAGCAUCAUCAUUAUUGUCAUCGUCAUCAAAAAUAUUAGAAGAGACAACAGAAAUGAAAACAAAAUCAUCAACAUCAUUAUCGUCAUAUAACAAAAUAAUGAACUAUACUGAUGAUAGUUAUAGGGGUAAUAUUCAAAUUGAUGAUAAUUAUAGUAAAAAUAACAUAAAAACUGAAGAAAUAACAACAACAAAUGCAGAUACAAAAGUAACAUCAGCAUCCACAAUUAGUUCCUCUAAUAAAGAAAAUUUAAAUGAAAAAUUGUUAAAUCAACUUACUACAACUAAAUUAGAUUUUGGUCAUGAACAAAACAAUAAUAUUUCUAUGGAAAAUAUUUCAAGUACUGAUGCCAUUCAAAUUGAUGAUAAAAGAAUGGAAAAUAUUCGCUAUUAUAAAAUGUACGCUGAAUAUCAACCAACACUAAUAAAAGGCAACAAAAAUAAUUAUGAUAAUAAUGAAAAUAAAAUUGUAUGUCAAAAUCAGGAACAAGAACAAAAACAACAGCAACAAGAACAAAAAUUACAAUAUAGUAAACAACAGGAGCACCAUCAAAAUUUCUCUGAACAAAAUGACACAACUUUCGGUAAUAUUAGUAGUGAUUCUAAAAAUAAUUACAGUGAAGAUAAUUAUCAUACUUUAAGUUCAUAUAAGAGUGAGAAAAUUGACAAGAAAAAUAAAAAUAUUAAAAUAAACAUUAAAAAUGAAAAUGUUUGUAUUAAAGAAAAAAAGUCGACUGAAAUUGACACUGAUGAUUUUGAAAUUAUGGAAUCAAGUGCAAGUAUACAAUUAUCAACACCAUCAACACCUGCAACUCCAUCAAUAAUGACACCAUUUAAAUUGCCAAAAGUAUUAGUAACACCAUCAUCGCUUGAUAUCAACGAAAAUGAAACUGAUAUACCAUUCCCAUCACCAACAUCAUCUAUAUACGAUAAUAUUGAUUAUAGUAAUCAAUCUAUUAAAAAUCAUGAUAAAAAAAAAAUUUCUAAACGUCAAAUUGGAGGCAAAUCAAACAUUAUUUCAAAAAAUACUCCAGCGCCAGUCCAAACUUCAUCAACAAAUACAACAUCCUGCGAACAAAAUAAACAAGCAAAGGUUCAAUGUAACAAAGAACAAGGUGAUUCAAAUGAUAUUAAUAAAAUAAAGGACGAACAGAUUUUGACAAAUGAUGAAAUUUUAGCAUUAGAAGAAUUUGAACGUUUACAUCAUAUACAACAACAAAAUCUAAAAAAAUUACAAAAUGAAAUUAUAUUUAGUAAAAUUAAUGUUACAACUGAUAGCGAUUCAAAUGAAAGUUCAUUAAAUAAAAAUGAAAUAAGUAAUCAAAAUGAACAAAAUAAAUUAGUAUUAGACCAGGAACAAAUGGAAUCGAAACAAUUAAUUUCAAAUCAAAAACAAUUACAAAAAGAAGAAGAACAAAUUGAUGUAAGAAGUUUUGAAACCAAAAAUAAUAAUGUUAACCAAAUCGAUGACCAAAAAAAUCAACAACAUGAAUAUUACAAGCAAAAUUCAAUCGAUAUUGCCAACAUAACCGCUACUACUACUACUGCUACUACUACCGUAAUUACCAAUGGUGCCACAAUCAAUUCAACAGCAAACGUAAAUGAAAAUUAUUUAAAAACCGAAUUAUAUCCAGAACAAUAUAAUCAACAAAUUGAAAAUAUAUCCGCUCUUAAUAUCAACGAUAAUGAAAAAUUAAAAGAAUAUAAUUAUAAUAAAAAUAAAAAUAUCGAAAAUUUAACAUUGAAUGAUAAAAAUUUGCCACCAAAAUCCAAUAAUACGCAACAACAAAACUUUACCAUUCAAAAUAAUGAUGUUAUUGGUGAUAUUGAUGGUAAUGAACAUAAAACAAAUAUGAUUAUUUUAAAUCAGAAUAUGUCAUCAAACCAAUAUACUAGUAAUAUUUCUGAAAAUUUAAUAAUCGAAAAUUUGAAAUCGGAAGAAUUUAAAAAACCACAUGAAAUUAAACAACAAACAGAAGAAAAUUACCAAAAUAAAAGCCAAGGGCAAACUAAAAAUCUUCAAAAAAAUGAAGAAUUUCAAUAUCAGGAUCAUAUACAAAAACAACAAGAAAAGCGACAAAUACAUUUAGAAUCUAGUAAUGAAAUAAUUGAUAUUUGUAAUAAUAAUAAAAUAAUAACAAAAUCACAACAAAAACAAACACAAAAAGAACGUCAAUUACGACAUGAAAAACGUUGGUCACAGGAAACAACGAAUCAAACUUCCGAUAUUAAUAAGAAAACAAUAGAAAUAAGUGAUAAUAGCCAUAAUAGUUUAUUACAAAAAGUAUUAGAAUUAAAAGAAAUCAAUAACGAAAGAUUGGAUCAAAUUGCUGAAUUAUCUAAAAAUAUUUCUACAAUAACAUCAUCAUCAACGGAAAUUGGAACAGCAUCAAUUGAACACACCCCACCUCAUACACCAACAAUAAUAUUAUCUACUUCUAAGAAACAAAAAUAUCAAGUUGACGAACUUCCACCGCAAUCCAAAGUUUCUGAUCCUAUUCAACAAAAUAAUAUUCAAAACAUUGUUAGUAACAACACUGAAGAAAAGCAAAAAGAUUAUAAUUUGAAAAGUGCUCAUAAUGCUAAUGAACACACAACCAGUGAUAAUUAUAAUAAUGUAAAUACUAGUGAAGAUUGCAGCGGUAGUCGUAGUACCAGUAAACAAUAUAUAUCAAAAAAAUUCUUUAAAAUUCGUAGCUUUUCACAACCUCCACCACUCGAAUAUUUUCAAUCUUAUAGUCCUGAUGAAGUUACAAUUGUACGAAAUUUUAUUGAAGCUGUCGAUGAAGCUACUAUUCGUAAUAAUUCAGCAAUUAAUACACAAUAUGAUUAUAAUAUAGAAAAUUUUAAAAAUUUUUUAUCAUCAAAUCAUAAUCAAAAAACUGAUUUUUCUUCUCUUGAUCAGACAUCAAAUGAUUUACAGACAGAAACUAAAAAUAAUCAUAAAAUAGAAAAUAAAUUUGAAGAAAUGAAUUCUUCUAUUACAACUAACACUACUACUACUGCUACUACUAUUACUAAUACUUCUUCUAAUUCCACUAAUACUCCUGAUGAUUAUAAUGAUAAUAAAUUCAUUGAUAAUAAUGAUAUUACUCAUGAUGUCAAAAUUAAUUCUAUUGAUAGUAAUACUCAAUCUGAAAAAUAUAAAGAACAGCAAUUGAAAAAAUCUGAUAACAAUAUUUUAGUCAAAGAUACUGAAAAUAGUCAGAAAGAUGAGAUCAAUGAAGAUUUUCAUUUUGAGAAUUUUAAUGAUGAAAAGACUAUGAUUUUAGAAAAUAACCAUGAACAAUUACACCGACGUUAUGAUUUUUAUAGUAGUGAUCCUAGUUUAUUUUUAAAAGAUGAUGAUAUUGAUGAGAAAGGACAAUUAUUGAUACCAAAACAAAAGCAAUAUGAAAAGGAUAAUAUUGAGGAUAAACAAUUGGAUGAUGAAGAAGGAUACAAACGUGUUGCUUGGCCUCCGACCCCUGAGCGAAAAAUUAUAAGAGAAUUUACUCCUCAACCUCAAUCUCAAGGAGAUAUAAAUCAGGGUUCUCCCUAUUUGAAUAAUACACCCGAUACAAAUCAUUUACCGCAUCAGCCAUCACAAAAUCGUUAUUUAUCUCCCCAACCUCAAUCCCAACAACAAAAACCGUCAUAUCAAUCACAACCACAACAACAACAGCCAGCAUAUCUUAGCCAACAAAAUCCACCACAACAAUCUCAACAAUAUCCCGGUCAACAAUAUUUCCCAAAACAACAACAACAACAACAUCAACCACCAUCUUCAAACCCUUCAGCUCAUCAAUCCCAUCCACAACAAAAUUCUUAUCCCACCCAUAAUCCUCAACAAGAACAACACCAACAACAACCUAAUCCAAUGAAUCAAUCGGGUCCAACUGUUGGAUUUGCUGGAGGUAUUCCAGUUAAAUCAAUACCUGGUUUAUCUCCAAAUGAACCCGCCCAACAGCAAUACCAACAAAAUUAUAAUCCGCAAUCUCCUUCACAACAACAAGCUCAACCAAUUUAUCAAGCUCAACAUCAAAGAUAUCAGCAACCAGAACAAAAUUCGGCACCAUCCUAUUACCAACAACCAAAUCAAUCCUAUCCACAACAACAAUAUCAAAAUCAAGUCCCACAACAAUAUUCACAGAAUCCACCAAAUUCCUAUGGGGGCUGGUCACAUGUAUCAGCUCCAAAAUAUAAUCGUCAACCAGAGCAACAACAGCAACAACAACCUGUAUAUGCUCCUAGCCAUCAGCAAUAUAACCAACCACAACAACAACAACAACAAUACCCACCAAAUUAUUCUUCGGCUCCUGUUUCCCAAUUUGGACAGAGUCAGGGACAACAGUAUCCAUCACAACAACAACAACAAUAUCAUAAUCAACCGUCUCAUUAUCAAACACAAAAUCAAAAUCAUGUUGAUCAAAAUAAUGCUCAUCCGCAAUAUCAACAACAACAUCAACCUGAUUCACAAUCUUAUAUACCUCAACAAUAUUACAAUUCACAGGGUGGUCAACAAGGUGGUGCCGGCCAAGGUGGUCAACCACAAUACCAACAACAACAACAAUUACAAAAUCAUGAUCAACAGCAACCACAUCCUGGUAUGGUAACAUUACGUAAAGAUCCACCAUAUACCCAAAAACCAGCUCCAACUGUUGUAUCCCAACCAGCAGCCAAAAGUCUACGAGGCGGCUCCCUUAUGCGUGGCGAUCUGAAAUGGCCACCACAAGAUUGUAGAGAACGCAUGGCAGCUGAAGCAGAGUUGCAAAGGCAAUUGGAACUUGGACCAGCAAAUCGUCCAAUUAGAAUGGCAAAGGAUUAUUCUGGAUUCUUUGCCAAACAUGCACUAUCUCAUUAUUAUCCAGGAUAUAAAAUACCGCCAGGAACUCAACAUAUCUAUGUAGAAUUUUGAAA
Condylostylus longicornis is the source of this 11403-nucleotide messenger RNA. RefSeq lists its product as uncharacterized. Bases 245 to 11401 code for a protein of 3718 amino acids. The record is from RefSeq and is a predicted model, not a curated record. NCBI's taxonomy places the organism in Eukaryota, Metazoa, Arthropoda, Insecta, Diptera, Dolichopodidae. The transcript has 10 exons.